This is a messenger RNA of Asterias rubens (European starfish), 6451 nucleotides long. Its product is annotated as transient receptor potential cation channel subfamily A member 1 homolog. The transcript has 26 exons. Gene Ontology annotation, biological process: transmembrane transport; monoatomic ion transport. Gene Ontology annotation, cellular component: membrane. The record is from RefSeq and is a predicted model, not a curated record. Gene Ontology annotation, molecular function: protein binding; monoatomic ion channel activity. NCBI's taxonomy places the organism in Eukaryota, Metazoa, Echinodermata, Asteroidea, Forcipulatida, Asteriidae. The coding region runs from base 680 to 4870 and encodes 1396 amino acids.
AUUUAGUGCAGGAUGUUUUUUUCCAACGAUAACUGUCCACAGUGGAUGGUGUCAUUAUUGCCAUAAUUGCGAUCAUAAUCAUCUCAGCGGCAUCAUAUCAAUAGAGUUGCUAUGGUAACUGCAAGGAGGCAGGCCGAUAAUGGCGAAGUGCAAGGGUGCGAUGGAGACCACUCUUGAGGAUGAUAGUUUCUAGGCCAAUUCAUAAGCUGUACAUUCUCUAGUCGUGUGCGGACAAUUUGCUCAAAGAGACUGCAUUUCAUUAUGUACUAACUGACUCAGAGGAAUGAAUAAUGUACAUGGUUAUGUUGAUUAUGAACUUGCCGAAAGCAUUAACCUUCACAUUGAGGGCGAACAAUCUGUAAAUCAAGCGAAAUGAGAUAAAAUAUGUGUGCGAUGCUGAGACGACGUCACACUGAGGAUAAUAAGGAGAAUCACCCACAUAGUGCAUGCCUUCACACGCUCCCUAAUAGCGAGUGGAGAUUCAUCUUUCCGCACCUCAUCGUCUCCAUUCACUCCAAACCAAGAUGAGCUGAGUGAUCAAACUCCACUUGUUGGUAUCAUAUCAAGUUAUUAAUAAAUAGUGGUUUGUUAAUAAACACACCAUGCUGUGGGGAGGAUGUUGUACUGCACUCUACAGUAAUUCUCUUGUUUAGACGAGGAGGCAAUUUCGUGUGUGAUAAUGGAGGAAGAUGAAGAAGUCAUCCUGAGGCCUCUGAGGGUGGCUCGCGGUGGUAGAGGUCACAUAGCACACAGUGACACAGAGGCAUUGCUUGUGGCCGAAGCAGCAAAGGACCUACCACCUAUCGCCUACGCAGCACCCGUCGAUGACGACGAUCUUCCCGGUGAUUGUGGCGACGUUUCGGGAAACACACCAAGAAAACAAUCCAUUACUCAGGCUUGGCUAACUGCCAAGGAUUCUACUAGUUCUGAAAUACGAUCUUCUGCGUCCAAGGGUAGUAUUGCAAGCAUAAGUAAAGUGGAUUUAAGACCGACUAGAGUGUCAACAGUGAGGUCUGGUAAGGUUGCCCCGUCGCCAUCGCCAUCACACAGCGAGAGCUCCCCGAAGAGUAGUGACAACAGGUUAGCAUCCGUGUCAUCAUCUACCGGGAAUAUGCCGACAUCCAAGGGCGGACUGGACCGUGAGGACACGGUGGAGAUGGGUGCAUGGCGGAGACGGCAUGGAAGUGGAGAUAGUGAUGAUGAUUCGAAUCGUAGAGCCAAUAAGUAUGCUCCCAACUGGCCCACACAGGCAGAGCUGGAUGCUGCAGAUGGUCUAGGAGGAGGACUGGCAGCAUCUGAAAGUACUGAAGAUCUUGCCAAUCUCAUCAGUAUACAUCAGGCAGCCAGAGAUGGAGAAGUGGAGACGAUGCGGCGAUAUUUGGAGCAGAUUGGCUCCAAUAAACGUCGCCGUGUUAACAAACUAGAUGAGAAUAAUCUGAGUGCUCUCCACUAUGCAGCACGUUACAACCACAUCGAGAUUGUUAAACUACUCAUCAAACACCAAGCAGACCCUGGAAACAAAGGUGAUGAUAACACAACACCUAUCCACUUUGCUGCUCGGUGCAAGCGUCCUAAUAAAGCAACGGCUACGGUUGUGGUAUCGGGUCAAGAUGGCGGUGAUGAAGACAAUGAUGAGGAUGAUGAAGAUGCUACUGAUGAAACAACUGGUAUCAUUACAUUCUUGCAGUCUGCUGGUGCUGAUAUAAAUGCACAAGAUAUCUAUGGUCAAAGUCCGCUGCAUUUUGCUGCUAUGAGGGGAAAUGAUAUCGCUGCAAAGGAACUUCUUUCUUCCAACAAAAUUCUAUUUGAGGCAGUAGACAAGCAGUUAAUGACUCCUCUCCAUAUGGCCUGUACCCAUGGCAACCUGGAAGUCGCCAAAAUGCUGAUCGAAAAAGGGGCGCAACUGAGAUGCUGUGAUGAGGAGAACAAUACCCCAUUAUUAGUUGCCUGCACAGAAGGCCAUAUCAAAAUCGUCCAACUGUUGUUCGCUGCUGGGGAGAACCAAGGAAUAUUGAGCCAGAUGUUAACAGACCGUGAUGUGGAAUUGAACACAGCCAUCCAUGUUGCAGUUGAUAGUGGGAAACAGGAGAUUGUGCAGAUGUGUCUGGAGAAAGGUGCCAAUGUGAACACCUUUGAUUAUCAGCGUAAUACAUCCCUUCAUGUAGCAGCAGCAGCUGGUCAUCUUAACAUUGUUAAGCUGUUGCUGCAGCGAGGAGCAAGGAUUGAUGCCCUUAAUGCAGAACGAGCCACAGCGCUUCAUCGUGCCUGUGCAUUCAACCGGCAGCAUGUGGUAGAGUUCCUGAUAAAGAGUGGAGCCAAGUUAGAGCGACGUGAUAAGGACAACUUCACCCCAUUGCUAAUAGCUGCAAGUAAUGGACACAGUGCAACAAUAGCUGAACUCCUUAAACGUGGUGGAAAUAUUCGAGCUGUUGAUAAACAUGAAAAGAGUGCUGUCUAUUGGGCUGCUCAAGAAAAUGAAGUCCAGGCUUUAACUGUUCUGCUUGACCAUCGUAAACACAAGGCUAAGAAGCUAUUGAUGGAAUCAGAUCGCUACAAUAACACACCCUUACACAUUGCUGCUGAGAAAGGUUACAUCCAAAUAGUCAAGAUUUUACUGGAAAGAGGAGCAAGUCUUGAAGCUAAGAAUGAGGAGGAGCAGACAGCGUUGCACCUUGCUUCUAAGCAUGGACGAGUCCACACUCUAAAUGAGCUUGUACGUCAAGACAUUACAGGAAUCAAUGAUGAAGAUGAAAACUCUAAUUCUCCGUUACAUCUAGCAGCUACAGAGGGUCAUGCGAAGUGUGUGCUAGCUCUAAUUGCAGCUGGUGCUGAUAUUGAAGCAAGAAACCACACCUUAUGGACUCCAUUGGAUUGUUCUGCUGCCAAUGGAUGGGUGAAGUGUGCCACUGCUCUCCUAGAGAAUGACAGCCCUGUGGAUCCCAUUGAUAAAUCCAAGACGACCCCUCUUCAUCUAGCUUGCAGGAAUGGCCAUGUUGAGAUGGUGAAGCUUCUUGCAACCUGGGGAGCUGAUCUAUCGCUCAAGGAUGCCGAUAAUCGCAACUGCCUUGAUUUGGCUGUCGACAAAGGACAUCAAAAUGUUGCCCUCGCUAUUAUCGGCCUGAAGAACUGGCUUCAUGCAAUGUGCUCAGUUAGCAAGGAUAAAUAUACCAAGAUGAGGUUGACUCCAAUGAGAAAACUUAUCAAGAAGAUGCCAGAUGUUGCAGAGGUGGUUUUCAAUAAGUGUUUGAUGGAGAAUGACUACCCACCUGAGCAUUACAAGUAUUGCAUUACAUUUGACUAUGAGCUCCUUGAUGAUAUGUUCUCCAAGUGGGAUGAUAAUUCUUCAGGAAGUAAAAAUCACUCGCACUUUGAUUCAGAUAACACAUCUGAGAAGUCUGGAGGAUCUGAUGACUCGCCGUUUCAUGACAAUGGAAAUCUGAUUUCCUCUGCCACUCCUUACACAACAGAUGCAGAGAUCUUGAGAAAGAACCACCCCCUGACGAUAAUGGUUAAUUCUAGGCGGGAUGAGUUGCUAGGUCAUCCAUUAGUCACCAGUUUACUUCAGCAUAAAUGGGACAGCUACGGCAGAUUCUUCUACUACAUAUCACUGAUGUUUUACAUUCUAUACCUCAUCUUCUUGACUGGUUAUGUGACAACGAACCCACCUCCUUUUUAUUUCAACAUGGAGGACAAUAAGACAGUCACUUGGAAUACAGAUGGUAAGAAGCGUUGGGAAAUGGGUUUCAAUCCCAUUACUCACUUCAUAUUUGGAACAGUCGGUGAUUGGGUCAUCAUUGGGUUAUCAGGAUUCAACAUCUUAAAGGAGCUAGUCCAGAUGUACCAUCAGAAACUGAACUACAUUGGCUUUGUGAAUAUACUUGAAUGGUUUAUCUACAUACUGUCCAUCUUGUUUGUGCUACCUCUAUCUGGAGUAUCGUAUCCAUACAUGGACGGAGCAGACUGCACUGAGUCUGGUGCAGCAUGUGUCUCUGUGACUCUGGUCUGGCAAUGGCAGUGUGGCGCUGUGGCUGUCUUCUUAGCAUGGAUAAACCUUAUCCUAUUCCUGAGAAAGUUCCCCCAGUUUGGCAUUUAUAUUGUCAUGUUUACAGAUGUGUUGAAGACCUUUCUGCAGUUUGCCAUUGUGUUCUUUCUCUUCAUCAUUGCCUUUGGAUUGGCUUUUUAUGCCUUGCUCAUGAACCAGGAACCCUUUCAUCGUGUUCACUACUCAUUGUUUAAGACAUUUGUGAUGAUGAUAGGAGAGUUUGAGUUUGACGGCAUCUUCCACCAACUGGAUUAUCUAGACGUUUCUUAUGAAGAAAAAGAAGGCAAUGCCAAGGAGCUGUUCUUGGUUAAGGUUCAUUACAAGGAAGUUACAUACUUUGUCUUCACCAUCUUUGUCAUUCUACUGUCAAUCAUUGUCAUGAACUUACUGGUUGGUCUGGCUGUAGAUGACAUCAAAGGUGUCCAGGAACAAGCAAAGUUGCAACGCCUUGGUAUGCAGGUGAACCUAGCCAUGGAGGUACAGGAAGCCUUACCGAGGUUUAUGUGGAGACGUUCAAUCAUGAAGAAACUGACUGUUUAUCCAAACCAACAAAGCAGAAGUAUUUGGGCAAAGUUCUAUAGAUGGUAUUCUGGACGGGAAGAACUUAUUGGUGAUGCUAUAAACACUGCACUCAAUCCACCCAUGACAAAGCUUGAGGAAAUUAAAAUGCAGCAAGAUGAUCUGACAGACACUGUGAAGAAUGUGAAAUAUCGACUGAAGAUGCUAAGAGUUCAGAACGAUCGUAUUGAAGGAAUGCUGGAAGCUCUCAUCAAGAAACAGGAAGUAGACUGGCAAGAAGGAGAGGCAGAAGAGGAAGUUGGGGAGUAAAGGUCAAAAGUAAAGGUCAGGAGAAAGAUAGAGAGAGUAAAGGUCAGGAGAAAGAUGGAGAGUAAAGGUCAAGAGGAAGUUUGGGAGUAAAGGUCAUGAGAAAGUUGGGGAGUAAAGGUCAGGGAAAGUUGUAAGUAAAGUUCAAGAGGAAGUUGGGGAGUAAAGGUCAUGAGGAAGUUGGGGAGUAAAGUUCAAGAGGAAGUUGGGGAGUAAAGGUCAAUAUCAAGGGUUAGUUUACUGUUGCAUGGUGUUUAUAUCACAUGUAAAUGUAGAUAUUCAUGACAUCCCAUCUAUGUCUUUAUAUGGAAACUAGAAUUGGUCUUCUGUCAUAUAACAAAUUAGACUUUUUACAAAAUCAUUGAAGUACUCAAGUUUUUAUAAGACGUUAGUUUUUGACACCUGGGCCAAAUUUCAUACAGCUGUUUAAAAGCAGAAAACAUGCCUUAGCAAGUUUCUUUGCUAAGCAAAAUAUUAGUGGGGCUUCACGUGUAACGAUGUAAACUUUAGCAAGUUUGUGUGCUUAAGCAGCUUUAUGAAACCGGGUGCGUAAGCUCCUACUGUUUUUGUUACCCAGAUACACAACUCUCCAUGAUAGACCAAAAACCAGAUACUCUUUUUAUACUUAUGAGACUUUCCAAUUAUUUUCCAGGACCAUUUAAACAAAAGUAUUCCAGCCCAAUUUUGGUGAAGACAUAUUUUCAAAAUUACAUCAAACCAAAACAAAAUGUAAAUAUUUUGGAUGCAUUUUAAGUUUAUGAUGAAUAAGUGAAGGCUUUUAUAUAUUGUAUAACAUACAAGUAUUUUUUUAACAGAGAGAUUUAUCCGAAGUAAGAAAUUGAAGGAAUUAAAUAUCAUACAUUUUCAUAAACAACUUUUAAUAAUAAUAAAAAAUUUAUCAUCCCGAUUCCAAUUUAAGCAAAUCAUGAGAUUCAUGAAAAGUAAUAUAUUUCAAUAUUUGAAAUUUUCACUUUUUAGGCAGUAGUUGUAGAGACAUUUUUUUUAUAGUAGUGUUCUAAGUAUGAUGUGACUUCAGCAGCUGCACUAACUUAGGUUUUGUAAUAAUCACUGUCUAUAAAUUAGAUUAUGCAUUAAACCUUCUACAUGUACAUAGAUCAUUGUACUUAAAUUGCAUCAACCAUGGCUCCCAUGAAUUAUUUUCUACUGGUAGAAUCCUGCACCACUCUUCAUCACAUAAUCUAACACUAGACAUUGAUGAGGAAAGCAUUCAAUCAGAUUACCAGUAGUGCAAUCCUCAGUCCAAUGGAAUCAAACAAAACAUGCAAUUGGAUUUUGAAGGGUUUAAGUUGGUUGGUUUAUCCAGGAACAUUCCAUAUUAAUCUGGAGAUUCAUUUUGUUGAAUUAGUUUAUUGUCUUUAAUUUGUGGAACUUAAUUAUCUCUAAUCAACAUUCCAUCUCAUACAACUCAUUUUGAUAUUCAGUUUCCUGCAUUUUGUGUAUCACUUUGCUAACAUUGUAUUUAUAGGCCUAUUGAUUGAGGAAUUGGAAAUAAAUGUUGUACUGAACUGAACUGAACUGAACUUUGAAGCUGGAUUGACUAGUCUAUUGCAUGAUAUACAAAAA